AUGUUGGAGACACAGAAUGAAGCGCCUAUUCAGCCUCCCCCAGUCCUCUGCCGAUGGGAUGUCUGCACUACUGAUCCAGUACUCAAAACGUUCGGUUUCACAACUGUCGAAAUGGUCCUGCGCAGUCCAUCCAUGCCCAUACACCAGCGAUCAUUUCCCCGGUCGAUCAUUAUGAACAACCCUGCAGUGGAAAGGUUCCUGCUGCAAGCGAUCAGCCGUGUCAGGAGUGGUGUUCCCAUCGGGUUCCACUUGCUCCUGCCAGUGUCCAUUGGUUAUGUGGUCAGACAUCAUCGAGCUUCGUAUGCAGGGUUGCGACUGGGUACUGGCGGGGCAAUUGGGAUCAUCCAGUCGAGAAACAUACCGGGUGUGAUCGUAACGGAGGCGCUGAACCAGGUGAGGACGGCCAUUGCCAACCGGUUGAGUUUCCGCUGGCUCCUGCUGGACCCGGUGCAAUCCUGUCGUCUUGCCAUGGUGGAGGUUCGACGGCAUCACAAGUCCAUUGAAGCAGUUUAUAGUCUUGGGAUCCAGCUCAUUGUCCUCGAACAGCCAGGCCACUGGCUGGAACCCGAUGAUGGGCCCUAG
This is a messenger RNA of Aspergillus tanneri, 582 nucleotides long. RefSeq lists its product as uncharacterized. The record is from RefSeq and is a predicted model, not a curated record. The transcript is spliced from 3 exons. Lineage: Eukaryota; Fungi; Ascomycota; Eurotiomycetes; Eurotiales; Aspergillaceae. The coding region runs from base 1 to 582 and encodes 193 amino acids.